Molecule: messenger RNA, 3031 nt
Organism: Paramuricea clavata
Lineage: Eukaryota; Metazoa; Cnidaria; Anthozoa; Malacalcyonacea; Plexauridae
Source: the annotation of a GenBank genome assembly
CCAGCGGAUUUAGCAAUUUAGCCCAGCCGACAGUUUUUGGCGAGAGCCGCCGUCAGAUGUUGCGAAUCGGGUGCAUGAAGAUUCAAGAUGGUUGGUCGUAGUAGAAAAAACGAUGUGAAAAGCAGGCUUGGUAAACGGAACCUUACAACAGCUAAACCUAAAACUGGGCGAAUUCGUGAUGCCAGGGACGUAUUGAAACAGAAGGGUUCGACCAAGGUAGAAAUUAGUGUGAAUAUAUCUUGUUUUGCGCUGGUAAACUAAUGCUGGCAAUGUUGCCAAUGUAAAACGCUUUUGUACGCUGGCAAUGUAAAACGUUGUUAUAUCGUUAUAAACAACAAUGAAGUGCUUUGUAGUUUCAUAUAGUAUACAGUUGGGUAGCUCUGCAAAACAGCGGAAAGGUUAAUAUACUACAAUGUGAAUUUGUGAACGUCUGUUUACGAACUUUACCGUUAUUUGCGCAGAUAAAAACACAGUCUUAACACGUGAUACUUUAUAAAUGUUAAUACUAGCAUUUGAAGGUUUUGAGCUCAACCAAUCAGCAUGGGUAAAAGUAAUGAGAUAAAACUUUGUCAAAUGCUUUUCAUCAACAUUGAAGUUUCACAUGAAAAGAGACAAUCAUUAAUUUGCAAGUUGCAACUGUUGGUCAAUGAUCAUUAGAUGUCUGUCAGGAAGAGGGGGCUAUACCUCUGUAAACAAACCAACUACCCCCUGCCCCAUAGACUCUGAUAUUCAAAGAACUUGCUCACGCUGUGUCACAUAAUAAUGGAACCUUAAUUUUAAUUUUUUUUUAGGAAAUUUGAUUGACUGUAUCUAGUUUUUAUUUAAAUGUAGGGACGAAUCAGUAAACCAUCAAAUGUGCGAUCAGCCUCGGGGAGACCGAGACAAGCAACUACCCAGAACACAAAAGCACGAGUUCGCAGGCUGAUGCCUUUGAAAGAGCUGCUAGGAAAAGAAAAGACUGUAAAACACACAGCCAGCUCGCCAAAGGGCAACAUUCGUACAUUAUCCUUAACAAGUGGUUCACUCCGAGUCACAACAAAACAACCUGAACUUUGUAGGAAAGCAAUUGUUUCAUCUCGCUCAUUAAAGAUUGUGACGCCAUCAAACAGCAUUAGCAAAACACAAGACACAGCUGAAUCUGCAACAACCCCAAAGAGGACAUUGAGAAAUGAUUUAUAUACGUCAAGGUUAUCAUCGUAUGUUGUUGAGGAAGAUUUGAGAACAUCAAGUCCUAAUUUAUCAUUUACGUCGUUAACAGAGGAACGUCCGUCGUUGGUUAGUAGGAGGCCUGCAACGAGACCUGCUCUACAGAAUAACGUUAGUGUCUUUGACAAUUGUACUUAUUGGUUACUAGACCACGAGCAGUUUCUCCGAAGAAACGAGGGACUGCCAACAAUAUAUAAUUCCCAUUGGUCGAAAUCGAUGUGCCUGUCAAUCAAAUCUGAUAUAUAGUAAUUAUGUUAUAAAUAAUUUCCAUAUUGAAUGUUGAUUUUAUAAAUGAACAUGACAUUAAUGAUUCCUAUUGGAUAGAUUUAAUAAUUAAUUGGAUAUAAGUAAUGUUUAUGCAAAGGCGGAGCCAACUUGACAAGAGUGAAAAGUGGGCGUAUUUCGUUUCUUGAUGUGUUGUCGGUGGUCCCUCCGUUCCCCUCGCACGCCUAGGAAGCUAAACCAGUGGAAAGGAUGGGCCGCUCGCACUUAUUUUGAGGUUGUGUUUAAAAUUACAUUAAUUUGUUUAAAAUUUUAUUUGUUGUAUAAUAUAUACUCUACCGUCUUUCCAGGAACAGAAAAAGUUAACAAAGAUUGUUGUAACCAAUCUUCAUCCUCGUGUCAUUCAAGCUGACAUUGCAGUAAGAUCAUACAACCUUCUAGUAAUGGUCUCAAUGCUAAACAACUCCUUGUUACUAUUUUGGCUUGUAUAAUAACUGUUUUGUUCUCAAUACAGGAGUUGUUUGGUGCAGUUGGUUCAUUAGUGAGUGUGAAAUUGGAGAAUUCUGUUGCAGAAGUGGUGUUUGUGAAAGUAGCAGAUGCUGACAGUGCCUAUCACAAGUAUCAUAACCGCAUGUUGGAUGGUAAGUUGGUUUGAGGUGUACACCCCCCAGCACCCACCUACCUCCCUGCUGAUUAUCCUUAGCACCAUAUAUCCCUCCCUCCUAUGUGUGAACAAACCCUAAUUUCAGAAUCUUCAUUUCCAGGUCAACCAAUGAAGUGCACUCUGGGAUUGGCAAACCCCGAUGUGGAGAGGACUCAAGAGGGCACAAGGUGUGAUUUAGGGAUAAUAUAUCCACUGUGAUCCUUCUACCUAGCUCAUGUUCCAGAUUGACCCUGGGUCAGCUGCUCAGAUUCCUGUCCUCCAUUCUUUUUCUCCCAGUCACAAUCAGUAACAGCUUCUCUUCUGCCCAGUCAUCCUGUUUCACAUUAUCUACUGCAGUUGAAGUACUGUUUAUAACAGUUGCAAGGCUACAAUUUCUAAUCAGUGUUUUAUUUUCUUACAGUGUCAACUAUUCGGGAGCCGAGCUCGUCUACCCGCCGACGUCAUCCAGACCAGUGGUAUUUCAAGUACGAAUAUAAACCAUCCUACUUCGUGGAACUUGUUUAUAUUUUAUUACCUAUGAAGAUAUUGACUUUUUUAUCACAGCUGACAACUUAGGUUCAGUUGUAGCAAGCUAUGAUCAAAAGGAACUAAGUAAAGCUGUACUCAACAGCUUGGAAAGCUCCAAACUUCCAAAAUGGUCGCACUAUAUUCAAUAAAUAUGUUUUGUUUCUCCCAUUGGCAUUCAAUAAAUAGUUACUUACCAGCACAUUUAUGUGCCAUUUAUAUUUACCAGCACAUUUAUAUUGCUCACUGCUUAGCUGUCCACCCUUGGACAGCUAAGCAGUGAGCAAUAUAACAUUUUCUGCAUGAAUUGUUGGGGAUGUUAAAUUAGUAAUGAAAAAAAUGAUUUGCAACUUUUGUAUACACUGAAAUGUCGAGGGAAUUGCAAUUUUUUGUCUCCUUCAUUCUGAUAUUUUAAAAAAUCGCGUUAAACUCCAC